CUGCAUGCUUCCCUUCACGAACGAAGCAAGAACAACACCCAAAGGCUCAACUGGACCCGCUUGGUGAAAAACCGGCGCAACAAACGGUGUUGAAAGACGGGUGUAGUUAAGUCCGUAAGAUAAGGAAAUAAUUAUUGCGAACUUGAAUUUACUGAAGCUCGGACCGAAAUGGGUUGAUGACAGAUACAGCAAGUCCUACGAGUCAUUUACGCAUUAAUCCAGACAACCUUCCUCCUCCAUCGAGCUACAGUCGUCUGUCAACUCCAGUUCUCUGUUGUGGAUUUUGGGUUUGAUAUCCGUGCUCUGCAUGUAAACUUGGACGUCAGUGAUAACAAAUACAGAUCGAGAGAUCAAUGGCGGACCCCACGGAUCGAGCACAUAAAUGUGUGGAAGAAAAACUGGAUCACGUUGACGACGCAGAACUGGCACUGAAAGGAAUUAAUAUGCUUCUCAACAACGGCUUCAGGGAGAGUGACGAACUGUUCAGAAAAUACAGAACUCACAGUCCCCUGAUGAGUUUUGGAGCCAGUUUUGUCAGUUUCCUGAACGCCAUGAUGACAUUUGAGGAGGAGAAAAUGCAGACAGCCUUUGAGGACCUGCGGGCCACUGAGAAGUUGUGUGAGAGCGACAAUGCCGGGGUCAUCGAGACCAUCAAAAACAAGAUCAGGAGGAAUAUGGACUCCCAGAGGUCAGGGGUGGUAGUGGUGGACAGGCUCCAGAGACAGAUCAUCGUGGCUGACUGCCAGGUGUACCUGGCUGUCCUCUCCUUCAUCAAACAGGAGCUGUCAGCAUACAUCAAAGGAGGCUGGAUCCUCCGCAAGGCCUGGAAGAUGUACAACAAGUGCUACAGUGACAUCAGCCUGCUGCAGGACGGCACCAGGAGGAGGUCCUCCGACCAGCAGGGCUCCCCAGCCCCGUCCCCCGCCACCUCCCCGGUCCCUUCCUUCCACCAGCCUAACCAGAACCAGGCGUCUCCUCCGCUGGCCCCGGGGGGCCUGGAUGGGGUCAGCCCCGAGGCUGUGGACAGGCUGAAGGGCUCGGUCAGUUUCGGCUACGGCCUGUUCCACCUGUGCAUCUCCAUGGUGCCCCCGCACCUGCUCAAGAUCGUCAACCUGCUGGGUUUCCCCGGCGACCGGCACCAGGGGCUGUCGGCCCUCACGUACGCCAGCGAAAGUAAGGAUAUGAAGGCUCCCCUCGCGACGUUGGCCCUCUUGUGGUACCAUACGGUAGUGCAGCCCUUCUUCGCCCUCGAUGGCUCGGACACUCAGGCGGGCCUGAUUGAGGCCAAGGCCAUACUCCAGCGCAGGGAGAAGGUCUACCCGGACUCUUCGCUCUUCAUGUUCUUCAAAGGCAGGGUGCAGCGCCUGGAGUGUCAGAUCAACAGUGCCUUGACGUCCUUCAACAACGCCUUAGAGCUGGCCACCGACCAGAGGGAGAUUCAGCACGUGUGCUUGUACGAAAUAGGUUGGUGCAGCAUGAUCGAGCUGAGUUUCAGGGAUGCGUACCGCGCCUUUGAGCGUCUGAAGACAGAGUCCAGGUGGUCCCAGUGUUACUACGCCUACCUGACUGGAGUGUGCCAGGGAGCUACAGGGGAUCUGGAGGGAGCUGCUGCUGUCUUCAAGGACAUCCACAAGCUCUUCAAACGAAAGAACAAUCAGAUUGAGCUCUUCUCUAUGAAGAGGGCAGAGAAGCUAAGGAAACACUCUCCAUCCAAGGAGCGUUGUAUUCUGGGAGUGAUAGAGGUGUUGUACUUGUGGAAGGCCCUGCCCAACUGUUCCACCUCCAAGCUUCAGACCAUGAGCCAGGUUCUGCAGGAAAUAGACGACACCUCGUGCGCCGACCUGAAAAACCUGCUGCUCGGCGCCAUUCACAGGUGCCUAGGAAACGCCGAAGACGCCAUUCAGUGCUUUCAAGUGGCUGCCAGAGAUGAAGUGGGUCGUCAAAACAACUCGUACGUGCAGCCGUACUCCUGCUACGAACUAGGCUGCCUUUUGCUGGACAACCCAGAGUCUGCAGGGAAGGGAAGAUCACUUAUGCUCCAGGCUAAGGAGGACUACGCUGGCUAUGACUUUGAGAACAGGCUCCAUGUGCGUAUCCACUCAGCCCUGGCCUCUGUGAAGGAGGCAACACCACCGUGACCCCAGCCCCGGUCGGCCAAAUGACCACUCAGGCCCCACAACACCCUUCUGACUCUGCAGUCAUCCACUGGAGGGCAGCUGUUACUUACUAUUCUCUGUUUUUGAACAAUGUGCCAACCAGUCAUUUGUAAAGAAUAGUUGACAGUGAGUGUUUACGGAAUAGGUACAAUUGCUCAAGUGUUACUGUGAUGUGUCUCAGCUGGUUGAUGUCUCACUGAGCUGGACACCAUUCAGAAAAGUUGGUACCAACGCCCCUUAAUUCUCACGUUCACUCUCUCUGGACCUAUUACAUUUUCAUUUAAAGUUGCACGAGUUUAAUUCUGUAUGAGGUGUUCAGGAGUAAUACACUGGAGUGUUUCGAGUACGACACUUGCUUUAGCUGUGACAAAAAAACAAGCAAUAGUAAAGGGACGUUUGUUUUCCAGUUCACCGGAAAACUCAUUUAACGUCAAUCCAUGACCUGAUAGUUCUUAGUCUCCUUGACAAUCUCUUAUCACGCACACACUGUUCAGUCAUCUGGCUUUAAUGCCCUCUGUGAAUUGGAUGACAACCAUGGUAUCACUUUAGUGGCAACAAACAAAUACUGUAUGUAUAAAUAGAAAUGUAGAAGAAUGGAAAGUACCAUCCAUUGUACAGUAACUAGUUCACCCUGUUCUCCCUUCCUUAUCUUUGAAGGGACUUUUUAUAUCAGUGCAGAUAUGAUUGCACUGAGCGUUGUAUUUGCUAGCUAAAUUUGCUAGCUAAAUUAUGUUGUCAUUGUCACUUGAGAGUACAAAAUGAACACUGUACUCUAAUUUUAUUUGCUGGAAACUGGAUUUCCUUUGUUGCAUAGAUUCUUGUAUGUACAUUUGUUGUAAGAUAAUAAAUCUCUCAGAUC
Molecule: messenger RNA, 3015 nt
Organism: Osmerus eperlanus (European smelt)
Lineage: Eukaryota; Metazoa; Chordata; Actinopteri; Osmeriformes; Osmeridae
Gene: ttc39c
Product: tetratricopeptide repeat domain 39C
Exons: 14
Coding region: 354-2138 (594 amino acids)
Biological process (GO): cilium assembly; otolith morphogenesis
Molecular function (GO): protein binding
Source: RefSeq, a predicted model, not a curated record